AUGAGGGUAACCGUCAAGGACGUGGAUCAGCACGAAUUCGUUCAACAAGUAGCAUCGUUUUUGAAGAAAACCGGAAAGGUGAAGGUUCCAGAAUGGUCGGACGUCGUUAAACUGGGCGUUUUCAAAGAACUGGCACCCCUGGAUCCGGAUUGGUACUAUACCAGGACAGCGUCUGUUGCACGUCAUCUUUAUCUGCGAUCACCUGCAGGAGUUGGAGCUUUCAAGAAGAUUUAUGGUGGUCGAAAGCGUCGUGGUUCUGCACCGGCCCAUUUUUGCAGGGCGUCGGGAAGUGUUGCUCGGAAAUGUCUUCAGACCCUAGAAGCGAUCAAAUGGGCUGAAAAGCAUCCGACAGGCGGUAGACGCUUAAGCGUACAAGGUCGCAAAGAUUUGGACCGUAUCGCCACGCAUAUGAAACAAGCUCAGAAACAACCUGCUGAACUUUGUUAA
This is a messenger RNA of Soboliphyme baturini, 447 nucleotides long. The record is from the annotation of a GenBank genome assembly. Lineage: Eukaryota; Metazoa; Nematoda; Enoplea; Dioctophymatida; Soboliphymatidae.